AUGACAAACUACAACGUCUCCAUCGUCAGCGACACCGUCUGCCCCUGGUGCUAUGUAGGAAAGAACCGCCUCCAAGUCGCCAUCGACACCCACAAANAGACCUUCCCCAACGACACAUUCACCACAACCUGGUUUCCAUUCUACUUGAACCCGGACGCACCCAAGCAAAGUCGAGACAAGCAAACCAUCUACGUCGAAAAGUUUGGCGAGCAGAGAGUAAAAAUGAUGCAAGCCCGUCUCUCAGAAAUCGGUCACGAAUUGGGAAUCAACUUUGCUUAUGGCGGCAAGUCUGGCAAUACCAGAGAUUCGCAUAGAGUGGUGCAAUUGGCAAAGACAAAGGGAGAGGAGACGCAGACGAGGGUUAUGGAGAAGCUGUUUAAUGCUUACUUUGAGUUGAACGAGGAUAUCACCGAUCAUGCUGUUUUGACAAAGGCUGCUGUUGGUGGUGGUCUUGAAGAGAAGGAGGUCAAGGAGUGGUUGGAGAGCGACAAGGGUGGUCCUGAGGUUGACCGUGAGGUCGCUGCCGCUCAGAGGAGGUUCAUCUCUGAAGAACCUGCCACUUUCCUGCAGAUCUUCAACGAGAUCAAGAAGCGUGAGGGAGCAAAUGCAUCAGCUACCACUCAGGUGUCAUCCGGUAAUACCUGCUAG
This is a messenger RNA of Aureobasidium musti, 648 nucleotides long. NCBI's taxonomy places the organism in Eukaryota, Fungi, Ascomycota, Dothideomycetes, Dothideales, Saccotheciaceae. The record is from the annotation of a GenBank genome assembly.